Molecule: messenger RNA, 7451 nt
Organism: Hyla sarda
Lineage: Eukaryota; Metazoa; Chordata; Amphibia; Anura; Hylidae
Gene: KIF3C
Product: kinesin family member 3C
Exons: 8
Coding region: 582-2843 (753 amino acids)
Biological process (GO): microtubule-based movement; mitotic spindle assembly
Cellular component (GO): nucleus; spindle microtubule
Molecular function (GO): plus-end-directed microtubule motor activity; microtubule binding; ATP binding
Source: RefSeq, a predicted model, not a curated record
AGAAAGCCUGGGCUUGUUGUGUUAUCAGCCAUGCACAGUGCAGGCAUCUCCCUCCCUCCCCUAUUCUCCAGAGCUAAACAGCAGCUCCAGCAUCAUUCCCAGGCUCCACCCCGGCCUCAGUCCCUGUUUUUUUUCCCUGUCAUUCUACCACAGACAGUGGCCGCACUGCAAUGAAUGAGGAUCCAUCGCUGGGAGAGAGACUAGGCGUUUCCAGCUGCUUCCUACUCAAGAAGAUCAAAGGGGAUUAGCGGCCAAAUCUGCAAGUGACACCAGGACACCCUUGGAUCACUCCCUACCCGGGUGACGUUCCUCGUCUUCCAUUGAUUCAGAUGAGUCCCUGAUGUUCUGCUUGUCAUUUCGGCAUCUGGUGGGCAACCAUGGGCCGUCCACAUCUUGUUGAUGACAGAGAAAUGCUGCCCGGAGAUCAUCGUGCCCAUUGAAUACAGGUCCGGAGAGCUGAAGGUGAAGAAGAGGAGGAGGAUCCAUCCCGGAUGACUAGGAGCGUCUGAGGAUAUUUCUCCCGUCUUCCCAGGAAUAAACAAAUCUCAUCGUAAGGAGACGCAGGAGGGAGGGGAGGCAAGAUGUGCAGUAAGACCAAGAGCAGCGAGGCUCUCAAGGUGGUGGUCAGAUGCCGCCCCAUCAACAGGAAAGAAGAGGCGGCCGGGUCCGACAGGAUCGUGUCCAUGGAUGUCAAAUUGGGGCAAGUGACUAUCCGGCAUCCCAGGGCAAAUCCCGGGGAGCUGCCAAAGACGUUCACCUUCGAUGCGGUGUACGAUGCCAGCUCGAAGCAGGCGGACUUGUACGACGAGACCGUAAGGCCCCUCAUUGACUGCGUCUUGCAAGGAUUCAAUGGGACCAUAUUUGCCUACGGACAGACCGGCACGGGCAAGACCUACACCAUGCAAGGUCUGUGGGCAGAGACGGAUAAAAGAGGGGUCAUUCCCAACUCAUUCGACCACAUUUUCACCCACAUCUCCCGCUCCCAGAACCAACAGUAUUUGGUGAGGGCGUCCUACUUGGAGAUCUAUCAGGAGGAGAUCCGGGACCUGUUGUGUAAGGACCAGAGCAAGAAGCUGGAACUCAAGGAGAAUCCAGAGAGCGGGGUUUACAUCAAAGAUCUGUCUUCAUUUGUGACCAAAAACGUUAAGGAAAUUGAACACGUCAUGAAUUUGGGUAACCAGGCCCGGUCGGUGGCCUGCACCAACAUGAAUGAGUACAGUUCUAGGUCCCACACCAUUUUCGUUAUAACAAUAGAGUGCAGCGAGUUGGGUGUGGAUGGGGAGGAACAUAUACGAGUGGGCAAACUCAACCUGGUGGACUUGGCCGGCAGCGAACGACAAAGCAAAACUGGAGCUAAUGGAGAAAGGCCCAAGGAGGCUUCAAAGAUUAACCUCUCGCUGUCGGCACUGGGGAACGUAAUAUCGUCACUGGUGGAUGGCAGAAGCACCCACAUCCCAUACAGAGACUCCAAACUCACCCGCUUACUGCAGGACUCACUGGGUGGCAACGCUAAAACCAUUAUGGUGGCCACCUUGGGCCCAGCCUCUCAUCACUACGAUGAGACCUUGUCCACUCUCAGGUUUGCCAACAGGGCUAAGAACAUCAAAAACAAACCCAGAAUCAACGAGGAUCCCAAAGACACCCUACUGAGGGAAUUCCAAGAAGAAAUCGCCCGGCUGAAGGCCCAGUUAGAAAAGAGAGGAAUGCUAAGCAAGAAACGGAGGAGGAACAGUCGCCGGAAGAAAUCGGUGGACGGGGACAACGUCCCGGACACAGAAGCCGAGGAGGACAACGAGGAGAACCUCAUCGACAAGAACGUGGGGAAUUACUUGAAGGAGCAGGCCGAGAGACUAGAGCAGGAGAAGGCCGCCAUACAAGAUGACCACAGUCUGCUGGCGGAGGAGAAGCUGAAACUGAUCGAAGAGAAGGAGAAGAUGAUGGAAGACCUGACCAAGGAGCAGAAAGCCACCGAACUACUGGCGGUAAAAUUCAAGGCGAUGGAGAGCAAACUCCUUAUUGGUGGGAAGACAAUUAUGGACCAUACCAACGAGCAGCAGAAGAUGCUGGAGAUCAAGAGACAGGAGAUCGCUGAGCAGAAACGCCGGGAACGUGAGAUUCAGCAGCAGGUGCUCCUCAGAGACGAGGAGACGGUGGAACUGAGGGGGACGUACACGUCUCUACAGCAAGAAGUCGAGAUGAAGACCAAGAAACUGAAGAAGCUCUAUGCCAAGUUACAGGCCGUGAAGGGAGAGAUCCAGGACCAGCACGACGAGUACGUACGGGUCAGGCAGGACCUAGAACAGGCCCAAAAUGAGCAAACUCGGGAACUGAAAUACAAGUAUCUGAUCAUCGAAAAUUUCAUUCCUCCGGAAGAAAAGAACAAGAUCAUGAACCGUCUCUUCUACGAUGCAGAAGAGGACCAGUGGAAGUUUCAGCCUCUCGUUCCUCCGGGAAAUGGAAGCGGAGGUGGAACCGCAAUGAAGAGACGUCCAUUAUCGGCCGUAGGAUACAAAAGGCCCAUCAGCCAGUAUGCAAGGGUUGCCAUGGUUAUGGGGUACCAUCCGAGGUACAGGGCCGAAAACAUCAUGUUCCUUGAGUUGGACCUGACCCCACCCACUGUCUUCGAGAUGGACUUUUCCAAGGACCGAGCAGAACAGGACCCACGGGCGCUCCACCUUGAGAGAUUGACUCGUCUUGAUAGUCUUCUGGAGCGUCCAGCUGCCGCACGGGUCAGGAAGUCCAGGUCUUGGUGUCAACAGCCAAAGUCUCUGCCGUCUUCAGCCACCCACAUCUUCUUGUCAUCGAGCAGCCAACAUCGCCCCCUAUCUCCCACCCACGAGUGAUGCCCAGCACUUUCCUCGAAAGCUCUACCCAUGCACAUUAAUUACCCUGUAUGCCAGGCUUUGCUUCCAACAGAACAAGGAUGGAGAGGAUACAGGUUUUUAACCCUUUUUCGAUCCUUUGCUUGGAGAUGAGACCUCAGUUGUGGAAGAUGUGAAGACUUGUUUUCUUUUUUUUUUUUAUUUAAGAAAUUAACAUAUUUAUUUAAUUUAUUAACCUGCGAAUGGUCCGUGCUGCUGGAUGCUGACACUGUCAACUUACAAAAUGAUGCUCGGAAAACAGAUUCAGAAGGUGUAAAGACAAGGAAACUCCUGACUACCUCCUGUGGGUUGGGUGUUAUUCUGGUAAUUCUGUGAUGACCUGAUGGAUGGCUCAGUCUGCACUGAAAUCCAGCAGCUAAACUAAGCCUCUCUUUUAUUUUUCACUGAUCAAGAAUGAUUCUCAUCCCCAAGGCUGGGUGAUUCCCGUCCUUCCUCCGGUAGUUUGUGUAUCGAAGCACACAAGGCGCUUCUCUUGCCUUGAAACCCUUGCAAACUCUGCAGCUUACACAUGAAAUCGCCAGUGCCUUAUCUCAAAGGCUUCUUUAUCUCCACCUCUCUUGACAUUGGCCUUCAGGUACGAAGAUUCAGAGUUGAGGGUUUAACGGGCAGCAGUCCUCGUUGGCAGGUCUAUCUUCAGCUCCAUGGAGAAUGACUAUUAUUGUGACGUCAUAAGUCAUGCUUGGCCACUGUUUGACCAACUGGAAUGUUGCCAAUGCCUGUUUUUGCCAUGUUGCUUCUUCUUUUGUGGCUCACUAGUGGGACAAUGAUGUUUUAAUGUUGCAGUUGAAAGGCUUUCAUCUCUCACAAGGAACAGGACCGGACCGAGCCGGGGCAUGCUGACAUCUUUCGGCCAUCGGUCUAAUUUGGAAAUGCCGUAUUUAUCGAGCGACAGGUGGCGGCAUCUCCUAGGAGAACACAAUGUUGGGUGUAAAUCUAUAAUGGUCUAGUACACAGCAUGGAGUAAACAAGCUGUAUGCACAGUUAAAGCAGAAAUGUUGAAACAUCUUUAUCCUUUUUUAUUACUUGAAGUUGAUGUUUUUUAUGCAAUUAGCUAAGGUGUAACCACUAUAAAAAAAAACAAGACAUUCCUACGGUGUGAUGGGCAGGUAGGUUCCCAUGUCUCAUUCCAAACAUAUUGCCAAGAAAUACACAAAAGGCUUAAGGUGGAAAUUUUACAAUGAACCGGAACUUCGUGUACAAUAUUGUGCAAUAAUCUCUUUUCUAUGCAGUCAUGAAAAAUCUACAACGUCGAGUAACCUGGAGAACUACAUCGUACCUGGUCAUCAUUCAGUAUAUCUUCAGUUGUCUCUGUACCAGUCAUAUUCAGAGCAGCUACAAUUUAUAGGGGUCAGUGGGUACCCCAUAGCGGUUCCUGUUCAUUGUGUAUGAAGAGGCGAUGCUAAAGAUUAUUACUCUGCCUCACUCUAUCACUUCACUUUGACUCUUGCUUUUAAGUGUCUCCUCCAUAUCUCUUUAUCAAAGAGUUUACAUGGUAUACUUUGCCAGCAGGACGUAAGAGUGAUGGAUUUAUGGCACCUUUAUUAUCCAUAGACACAAACCUCAGUUACACAAUGCACUGAUAGGUCUACAUGGAGACAUGUGUAGUCAUCCUUAAGAAUAUCUGCACGUGGGUUGUCACUUCACCACAGUCAUAGUAGCUAAAGUUUAUAGGGGCUGGUGAGGGCCCCAUGGCGGUUCCUGUUCAUUGGGGAUGAACCGGUCAUCUUAGUUCAUUUAUUACUUAGGCUUGCUUCAUCAUUCUGCUUUGGAUUUUAGUUUUAAUGUUUCUUUGAUAUCUAUUGUUCAGAUGUCUGUGUGCUGCACUGUUUGCCAGCAGGGCUUAGAUAUAUGUAAAUAUAUAUACAUAUAUAUAUAUAUAUAUAUAUAUAUAUAUAUAUAUAUAUAUUUAUAGCACUCUUAUAAUCGAUAGCUGUAUGUUCCUCCAUUUCAUAGACACAAUCCCCUGCAAGCCAGUGAAAUAACAGAUCCAUAUAAAGACAUGCCUGGUCAUCGUUCAGAAUAUGUGCACAUUAGUUGUCUCUGCACCAAGUCAUGUACAGAGUAGGAGUUGGUGAAGAUCCCAUGGCGGUUCCUGUUCAUUGGGCCAUCCUAGAUUAUUAUUAGGGUGCAUUCACACCACGUUUUUGCAAUACAGUUACCGUAUCAGGUUUUUGAUGAAAAAUGGAUUCCUCAAAACCGGACUAAACUAUCAAAACGUGUGUACAAACUUUAACCCGUAUACGGUUAGAAGCCAUACAUGGUUUGAAAAAUGAUGUCCCGUUUUUAAGAAAAAAAGUAUAAGUUUUUAACUUUUCAUUCCAUUAUGAAUACAGUUUCACUUGUUUGAUUGAAAUUCCAAGAACAAAAAACUGUGCAAAGUCAAAAACCAUAUGGUGCAAACCGGAUGGAACCGUACGCACAUACGGAUCCCAUUGACUCCCAUGUUUUAAAAAAAUGUAUACGGUUUAAUAUGUUUUUUUCACCCAGACCAAAAACCGUGGUAGGCUACGGUUUAGGUUACAGGGGAAAAAAAACUGCCAAACCGUACAAGACGCUAACGGAUGCAUCGUUUGGCAUACGAUUUUCAAUGGAGAGUCAUUGCAUAUGGUUUUCAAUACGGUUCCGUAUGGUUUUCACAUUAAAAACGUAUACGGGAUCUGUAUUGCCAAAUCGUGGUGUGAAUGCACCCUUACUUGGCCUCACUCUAUCACUUCAGUUUGACUCUUCAUUUUAGGUGUCUUCUCCUUAUCUCUUAUUCAGUUUACAUUGUACACUUUCCCAGUAGGACUUAGUGUGAUGUAUUUUGGACACCCUUAUUAUCCAUAACAGUGUUUUACUCCAUCCCAUAGACACACACCUCAGUUACACAAUGGACAGAUAGGUCUAUAUGGAGACAUAUCUAGUCAUCGUUAAAAAUAUCUGCACGUGGGUUGUCACUGCACCACAGUCAUAUUCACAUUAACUAAAGUUUAUAGGAGUAGGUGAGGACCCCAUGGCAGUUCCUGUUCUUUGUGUAUGAAAAGGUUAUCUUUGUGCAUUACUCAGCCUCACUCCGUCACUUUAUUUUGGCUCUUAGUUUGAAUGUUUUUUCACAUGUGUGUGUCUGUGUGCGGCACUUUGUUUGCCAGCAGGGCUUAGAUAUACAGGGUGGGCCAUUUAUAUAGAUACACCUUAAUAAAAUGGGAAUGGUUGGUGAUAUUAACUUCCUGUAUGUGGCACAUUAGUAUAUGUGAGGGGGGAAACUUUUCAAGAUGGGUGGUGACCAUGGUGGCCAUUUUGAAGUCAGCCAUUUUUAAUCCACCUUUUGUUUUUUCAAUAGGAAGAGGGUCAUGUGACACAUCAAACUUAUUGGGAAUUUCACAAGAAAAACAAUGAUGUGCUUGGUUUUAAGGUAAUUUUAUUCUUUCAUGAGUUAUUUACAAGUUUCUUACCACUUAUAAAAUGUGUUCAAUGUGCUGCCCAUUGCGUUGGAUUGUCAGAGCAACCAUCUUCUCCCACUGUUCACACACUGAUAGCAACACCGCAGGAGAAAUGCUAGCACAGGCUUCCAGUAUCCGUAGUUUCAGGUGCUGCACAUCUCGUAUCUUCACAUCAUAGACAAUUGCCUUGAGAUGACCCCAAAGAUAAAUGUCUAAGGGGGUCAGAUCGGGAGACCUUGGGGGCCAUUCAACUGGCCCACAACGACCAAUCCACUUUCCAGGAAACUGUCCAUCUAGGAAUGCUCGGACCUGACACCCAUAAUGUGGUGGUCACCAUCUUGCUGGAAAAACUCAGGGAACGUGCCAGUUUCAGUGCAUAAAGAGGGAAACACAUCAUCAUGUAGCAAUUUUGCAUAUCCAGUGGCCUUGAGGCUUCCAUUGAUGAAUAAUGGCCCCACUAUCUUUGUACCCCAUAUACCACACCAUACCAUCAAUUUUUGUGUUCCAACAGUCUUGGAGGGAUCUAUCCAAUGUGGGUUAGUGUCAGAACAAUAGCGGUGGUUUUGUUUGUUAACUUCACCAUUCACAUAAAAGUUUCCUCAUCACUGAACAAAAUCUUCUGCGUAAACUGAGAGUCCUGUUCCAAUUUUUGUUUUGCCCAUUCUGCAAAUUCAGUGCGCCGGUCUGGGUCAUCCUUGAUGAGAUGCUGCAGUAGCUGGAGUUUGUAAGGGUGCCAUUUGUGAGUAGCUAAUAUCCGCCGAAGGGAUGUUCGACUAAUGUCACUCUAUAGUGACAUGCGGCGAGUGCUACGCUGUGGGCUCUUGCUGAUUGAAGCUAGGACAGCCACUGAUGUUUCUUCAUUAGUGACAGAUUUCAUGCGUCCACAUUUUGGCAAAUCCAACACUGAACCAGUUUCACGAAACAUAGCAAGCAGUUUGCUAACUGUAGCAUGGGAGAUGGAUGGUCUCGUAGGGUGUCUUGCAUUGAAAUCUGCUGCAAAGACCCGGUUUACUGCGUUCACCAGACAUCAACACAAUUUCUAUCCGCUCCUCACAUGUUAACCUCGGCGACAUGUCAAUGGCUGUAAACAAAGAGCAACUUGUAAAUAACUCAUAAAAGAAUAAAGUUACAUUAAAACCAAGCACACCAG